CUUUUUAUUUGAUAUAUUUAGGCCUGAACGUUUAAGGCAAAAUCGUCCAUGAGGAGCUCCUCUAUACGGUGUCUUAUAUUAUAUAAAUGACCACGGUACCCGAAAAAGUGAACGAGUGAGCGCUUCUUACUUCCUCUUUCCCUGUCACCGAGGUUGUGGUUUGUAGUGUACGCUGCACCACAUGUGUUAUUGUUUUGUUAAGACUAUUUAUAUUAAAUUGAAAUAAACUACAGUGGCAUGGGGAAGAAUAAGAAGAACAAAACCAAAGAGUUGGGUACACAGGCGGGCAAGGCCGGACAACAUUCAAGGUGUCACAACAGUGAUAAGAAGCUCAAACGAGAUGGUAAACCCAAGAAAGCCAAACAAGACCACCUCGAACACAUCCCCUUUAAACUCCGAGAGAUAAUGAAGAGCAAGGAGAGAAUGAAAACUGGAUCCUUGAACACCAAAAAGCUUAAAGAGGCCAUCUCCCCUAAAGGUAAACCAGACGAUUCCGAAAGUGGAGACAUCCCUGUCCCACAUUUCAGGAGGGGAAAGGCGGAAAGUGAGAAAGCAUACCUACGGCGCAUGGAGAAUGAGACAAAACACGUCCUCUUUCUCACAAAGAACCAAGUAGACAGAAAGCCUGAGCUGGAUGCAGACAAACAAGAGAGGCCUGCAGACACGGGCAAGUCUGAGAAAAAGAAGGAGCAUGAUAAAGUCAGAUUACAGAGGCUACAUCAGAAAAAGUUGGACAGACAAGAGGACAAGAUGGAAAAAGAGAUGUUUGUAGAUUAUGUUCCCUUUGGUGAAGUUGCAAUGGCCCCGCCGUCUUUCAGCGCCAAACCCAAGAAAGCUCCAGUCAGAUCUCAGAAGGCAUCAAAGGAGCUGCUUCUCAACUCUCUCUUAGGCCACACGGUGAUCUCCACAGCCAAGCCCUCCAUGGCCAGACAGAGAAUCAUGGAGGAGGAGAGGGAGCGAGCAGUGGAGGCCUACCGCCUUCUUAAGAAACAGAAACAACAGCAGCAUGAGGCCAGGGCUGCCAAUCUGGAAAAACUUAAGAACCCUCAAUGAUGAUUUCAUUUGUAAUUUAGAAGUCCCUGACUUCAAACAGCAGUGAAGCACAGAAACUGAAACAAUGAAAGAUAACCAUCAGCAGACUGUAAUGUACUGUAUGUGUGAUAGAACUGGAACUGCCAGUGUGGGGACUUACCCCAACGUAGCUAACUGUCAGGGAAGGAAGCAAACAUUUGAAUCUGCUGCCCACAGUAUGAGGUAAGUAGUGAUCAACAUUCACCUGCCACUUUCAUUGUCACAUAUUUAGCUCCAAAGAGAACAGCUUUGUUGAAAUUGUUAAUGCAUGUUUAAAUGCCUCAUGAAGAAAACAGAUUCACCCCUAACUAAGUACAUUGAGACAGGUUGAUUUCUCGCCCUCGUAACUGUGUCAGAUGUUCACUUGCAGCCAUGGUGUUCAGUUGUAUUUACACUGUUUUUGUAUUUGCGUAUUUAGAUAGUACCUAUGACGUCAUUUGUUAUAUGGUAGACAAUAAAAUCAUAAAGGCUAUGUCAAGGCAAAGAUAAACCUUCAAAUAUUUGCUGUUGUCCCACUAGAUGGCAGUCCUGCAGAAAGCUGCUUUCAUGUUUGUAUGGAGAGCAGAACAUGCACACUGAAUUGUUUUGGACUUCUAAAAAAAAAAAAAAGGCACACCUUGCCUUUUUAUAAAUGUGAAUGUAUAGCUGUAGACUUGGAAUAUUUUCAUACUCUGUAACCCUCUGUACCUUUAGAGCCUAAAUCCUGGGAUCUAUAAAUCACCUCAGCCUUUUUAAAUGUGGAGCGCUUAUUAGAGCCUGGCACAACUAAUUACAUUUGUAAUCUGUAAAUGAACAAGAAUAAGGCCUUUGUUUAAACAUUGGCCUCUGGGACAAACUGUUCAAAUUCGGAUAUGGUUGUUCAACAACUUCAUCUUUAUAAAUCAUCCUAGAUCUAAAAGCAAACCUGAUGCUGGUGAUACAUUUUUUUUGCAGUGGUGGUCUCCUGAAUAAUAUCACCAGAUGGUGUUAGACCUACCUAUUAUUACUGAAUCCCUGUUGUCUGGUCUGUGGGUUCUCAGUCAUUUCUGUUUGAUCAGCUUUUUUUUGUUUUUCCACUGAGGGUUGUCACAGUGACAAGGAAAUGCAUUAAGUGGGGACAGCUGUUUGUGAUUGGUAGCGCUGACUCCCUUGAGCUGAGCUUAACCACCAUUGGUCAUUUAACCCCCCCCCCCCUCCUCUGUCCAUGUGCACAAGACAGCUAUCCGUAUUAUCAAGGGAUUUACAGAUGCUGCCUGUCAGUGAAAGAUGCUGUUUUUGACUUUGGCUCAAGUCACUGAUUACGAAUUAACAUCUAAUACACUUUAAAUAAAGCAAGGUCUUUUAUGUUAA
Messenger RNA from Sander lucioperca (pikeperch), 2400 nucleotides. It is a transcript of the gene ccdc137, whose product is annotated as coiled-coil domain containing 137. The record is from RefSeq and is a predicted model, not a curated record. Bases 238 to 1053 code for a protein of 271 amino acids. The transcript is spliced from 6 exons. NCBI's taxonomy places the organism in Eukaryota, Metazoa, Chordata, Actinopteri, Perciformes, Percidae.